GGAAGGGAAGCCGCGGCGGCGGGUGCGCGUGCGGGGCUGCGGCGGGGCCACGUGCGCCCGGUGCCGCGCGCGGGGCAGCGCCGCGGCCCGCCCGCCAUGCCCGCCGCGCCGCCGUGAGCGCCGCACUCUGUGCCAUGGGGCCGGACCUGGGCUGGGCCGCGCUGGUGCUGCUCUUCGCCGCCUCGCUGCUCACCGUGGCGGCCUGGCUGCUGCAGUACUGGCGGUCCACGGCCCUGCGAGCACUACGGCGCCGGGGAGCGGCGGGGGAGGAGGCCGGGGCCCGGGCACUGCUCGCGGCCCUUCUCGCCCUCAGGUCCCUACGGGAGCAGUGGCAGCGAGCUUGGGUGCGAGCUCUCAACAGCCAGGCGCGCCGGCACGGGAGUUCAGUGCAGAUCACAUUUGAAGAGGGUCCUCAGUUACCACAAGCUGCAAAUAUAAGUUGUGUGACAUGCAAGGGACAGUCGGACCACAGCAUGGUGCUGUGCUGCCAUCUGUCAGCUGAAGCUGUGAAAUUCCCUGUCUCUGUUGCUCAGCAAUCACCAGUUGCUGUUUCUGUGGACACGUAUCAUGUCACUUUGGCUGUGCUGCAGGCUCAGGUGGAGAUCCACUUGGAGGAGAUACAGAAUGAGGGUCUCCUGGUGUCAUGGACAUUCAAAGACAGACCAGACUUGGACCUUUUUGUUCUUCCACGACUUGGGCUUCCUGAGAAGGAUGAAGGGAGAGCAGAUCUGUCCACUAUAAAGGAUCUGAUAGAGGAUACCAUUGUCAGUACGAAGCCAGCCAUGGUGAUGAAUUUGCUGGCCUGUACCGCUAGAGCCAGUGCGGUACCCAGCAAUAAGGUGACUCGAGAGUCCCCGUCCAGAGUAGCAGCAGCCCCUCUGGGUUCUAAGCUGUUGCUCCGGAAUCUUCGAGUGCUGAACUUGGGCUGCCAGGGGAAGGGAGGAGUUGGGGAGAUACGCUGCGUGGCAGAGCUAGACAGCCCCCCGCAGCAGAAGUGGACGAGGCCAAUGAUAGGUAGCAGUUUUGGUGCUGCAGGAGAGAUGGAGUGGAAUGACGAGUUCUUUCUGGAAUUAGGACCUAGAAGCAAAGAACUGAAACUACAGGUGCUGGGAAGCAGCGACAGAGGGGGAAAUGUGCUGCUGGCAUAUGCCACACUUUUGAUAGAUUCUUUGGGCAAGCAGCCCUCUGGGAGACAGGUCUGCUCACUGGCCCCGGGAGCUGGACAGUCGCUGGCAGCUGAAGCUACCAUUACAUUGGAGCUGCUGUUCCAGGAGUCUUCUGCAUCUUUGAAUGCUCCGCAUGCCACAUCUCUGCGAACCAGCAUCACCCCCACUAAGAAGGUGGAGAUGGACCGGACCAUCAUGCCUGAUGGCACCAUUGUGACUACUGUCACCACAAUUCAGUCCCGGCCCAAGGCAGACUGCAAACUGGAUUCACCAUCGAGGUCGCCUUCCAAAGUGGAAGUGACUGAAAAGAAGACAACAGUGCUCUUGGAGACCGGCUGUCCUUAUGGCCACUUGCCCAGCAGUAGCCGGGAUAGCCAUUUGCCCAAUGGCUUGGAUCCAGUGGCUGAGACGGCAAUCAGGCAGCUAACUGAGACGAAUAACAAGACCACCAAGAAGACACCAACAAAACGUAGUACACUGAUCAUCUCAGGAGUGUCCAAGGUACCUAUUGCUCAAGAUGAAAUGGCACUUUCUCUGGGUUAUGCUGCAUCACUGGAGGCCACAGCGUAUGGGGACUCUGAGGCAGAGAGCACAGCUGACCAGAUGCACGAUUUUACUGAAUUGUCGCAGCCGCUGGAAGCACCGCCAUUGGGUCAAAGGGACAGUCAGGAGCUGGAUGAGACAAUGCGAUCAGACAUCUCUGAAAGACCAUCCAUGGAAGAUGUUGAGUCUGAAACUGGCUCCACGGGAGCCCUUGAGACAAGGAGCUUAAAAGAUCACAAAGUUAGCUUUCUUCGGAGCGGUACCAAGCUCAUCUUCCGGAGAAGGAGCAAGCAGAAGGAAGCGGGCCUGAGCCAGUCACACGAUGACUUGUCCAAUGUCACUGCCAACUCCACCACCAGAAAGAAAACUGGUAGCUUCUCUCACCGCCUCAUCAAACGCUUCUCCUUCAAGUCUAAAUCCAAAUCUAAAGGUAGUGACAACACAUCAGCUGGUGCGAACUGAAGGAGGGAGAAGCCCAUGGAAAGAUUUCUCAGAGAUCGUUUUCUAGUCUCUUGUCUUCCCACUCCAUGGUAUCUGUGACUUGGAGACCAGUUCUUUCCAACCUUGGCUGAGGGAAGACACCCCAGUGCUUAAUGCUGUUCGGGGAGUGGAGGUAGCAAACCUGGGACUUGGCCUAUUUGGCUGCCUAGGCUUAGCCUUCUCUGCUUGUUGCACCCCACCGUGCUCUCCCAGAAAAUCCAGGUGGCGUGCUAAUCCCCCUGGGGGUUCCAGGAACUGCAGAAAUUACUCUGUGUGUGUCAUCAGGUGCCUCAUGGAAAAAGGGACAGGUCUCUCAAGUGGCAACCUUCAGAGUUAAAAUCCAGAAACUACUGGGUUAUUAGCUCCCAUGCUGAGAAGUGUGGGAUGUAGCCUCAUUGAGCUCUUCCAGUGACAGAGGAUGAUGCAGUCACUGAUGAUCUAAACACUACUAUUGCUUGUGCUCAGUGCAGAGGCUGUCACUUGAGGUGUGCUGCAGGGUGAUGUGUUCCUAGGCUGUGAGCUCUCAGGAGACAGCUGUCAGAGUUGUGAUCCUCCAGCUGGCUCUGCCAUUGGAACAGUCUCUGGUUCAGACAGCUCUGAGGAACCCCUGUUUUCUGUGCUCUGUUGGUGAAGGAAGAAGUCUCUAAGAAGAAGGAAGUUUUAACCGCUGCACAAGUUUUUGUAGAAACCCUCGCCCUCGCAAGAAUGCCUGCUCAGAGAUGUUGGUUCUGCCACCCUGUGCAGCCACGUGUGACACAAUGCUCCUUCCACAUCUGUGUUCUUGAACAGGGAAGAGCCUGUACUGAAUGCACACACCAGCUAUUGUAUGAGCAGAUCCCUUACUCUUGGGGGUGGCUGGGGAUGUUGCCAAAGGGCUGCCAGGUUGUCUCCCAGACGAGCCAUGGUUCUCAUGCCAAGGACUGGCACCAUGCUGGGGAUGGAUGGCAAAGAAUAAGGCAAGGAAUGUCGUCAAGGGCAGUCUAAUGGUGAGCCUGAAGGCACAUGGCAAAAGAGGAAAGAGUUUACAUGUUGUCACUGAUGGGUUUCCUUUAGUACAGGGAAUCUUUCUGGAUUGUAUUUGGUAUUUCCUUUCUUCUUGCAAAUACGGUCCCCCCUGUUCAAACAGGGUAUUUCUGCAGCAGGUAUUUGCAGAGAGGGAGAGAGGUGUGGGGGAAAAUAAAAUCCCUGUGCAGGAGGAGACCGUCCUUCUAGAGAAACAGUUGUCCAGUCUCCUGGCCCAUACACAUUUUAUCUAUAAUAUCCCCAGAAGUUCCCUUCAGAUAGCACAUAACAAUGCUCUUUGGAGAAACGCUCACGUCCUGUCAACAUCCCUGGUUUGAGCGAAACCUCCUGCUCUCCUGUGGGUUGUUGAGUUAAGGCAGUGGGACGGAGGGGAGGAAAAACCUCACAGAACAGCUAUUUCCCAGGCCUGACUGGAUUCUCUAGCUCUGCUCUUCCAUCAGAGUAUCUCCUGUGGUGGUGUCUGUUGCCCUUCCUUGUACAGGAUGCUGCCAACUGAAAAAGCAGUUCUUUUGAUGGUGCAGGUAAAACGUGUUUCUUGGAAGGACAAACCCUGACUUGCUGAUACUGCUGCCAUGUGCUGUUUCCAAGGACCAGAACAUGUUUGGUGUGCUGCAGGAAAAGGAUUUACAGGUGGCUGUUUCUUGCGAAUUUGUACAGGUGGGGAAGACCAGAGUUACCAAGGGCCGUAAUUGAAAGUGCCUGUGUGUGCUAGUAGUGAGGGGCUCUUGGAUCUUUUUCCUGUUCAUUCCUCACAUGAUUGGGCAUGUAUGAAUCUGAGAAAUCAUAUGGGUUCAGCUGGCUGACCAGGAACCUCUACAUCUGUUUUGGUCUGGGAGUCAUUGUCAUCCCCAAGUUCUGUCGUGUCUUUGAUCCUUGUCCGCAUGGCACUGUGGCUUUGUUUGCACUUCCAUGUACUACGGAUGCCAGAGAACUCGCUGAGAAUAAUUUUCCUUGAUGUGACGAACGGGUUUGUACUACAGUGCCAUUAGAAUUAGGCCAUCUGUUGCUUGCCUAUAACACUCCAGCCACUGCUUUUACAUCAGCUUUUGCUGGGUUGGUGCCAUGCAGUGCUGUUGCAUGCGGUGUGACACACCCUUGUUCCCAAAGUCUUAGAGUUUGGUUUCAAUUUGUUACUCUCUGUUGCACCAUCCCCUCUAUGACUUGUAGCUACAACGGUACUUUAUGUUCGUGUUUCGAUUUCAUUUAUUCAUUUGAACACCAUUUCAAGGUACUAAACCUUGAAGAUUUGAACCCAGACAGCACCACUUCUCUGGUAGGAGACUGAAGCCUUGCACUAGAAAUUCUGGUUUGAGUGGAAGAGCCUGUGGCUCUUCAGUUGUGGGUUAAUUAAGGCUCUGCCGUGCGUUUCGUUUGAUAGUCCCAUGUUCUUUAAACUGUGAGAGCUUGAGUUGUCUUGGUGUGUAGUGGCUGGAGGUGAACAUCGAGGGUCACUGUUAUUUGGAAUCGGGGAUCCAAGGCUCAUGUACACAGUGAGGACUGUGAGGGCUAGGCAAUGUUGUUCUUGUCACUGUUGACUGGAGGCAGAAAAGACAAGGUUUCUGUCUGACAAACACACCUAGAUUCUUGACCAGCAUAUUUUGGUCUGGCUUGUAGGAGGAGGUGAUAGGAAAGGAAGUAAAACAGAAGCUCAAGUUACUCACUUGCCUUUCUAGCUAUGUUAAAUGGGCAGUUCCUGUCAUGUGUCUGUGGCUUUCCUGUUUUGUUCCUGGUUUGUUGCUCCAGGCUAUGCCUGCCAGUGACUUGCAGUGGAGGUAUGGUUUUUGAUUUUGGACUUGAUGUGGUGGAAGACGCCUGCAAUGUGUUUAGCAAAGUGAGUGGUACAUGGGAAGCAUGCCAGUAGGGGCAUAUCUUCCCUUGAAUUUUUAGCAGUGUUUUUUACCACUGGGAGUAAAUUGUGCUGCAAAACAGUGUCUGGUUAGCUUGCAAAGGAAAGGGAUGUUGUCAAGUGCUGGCAGAGUGUAUCCCCAAA
Molecule: messenger RNA, 5202 nt
Organism: Taeniopygia guttata (zebra finch)
Lineage: Eukaryota; Metazoa; Chordata; Aves; Passeriformes; Estrildidae
Source: RefSeq, a predicted model, not a curated record